Castor canadensis (American beaver) is the source of this 4389-nucleotide messenger RNA. RefSeq names its product LLGL scribble cell polarity complex component 1 (gene Llgl1). Gene Ontology annotation, molecular function: myosin II binding; GTPase activator activity. Lineage: Eukaryota; Metazoa; Chordata; Mammalia; Rodentia; Castoridae. Gene Ontology annotation, biological process: regulation of establishment or maintenance of cell polarity; cortical actin cytoskeleton organization; regulation of Notch signaling pathway. Gene Ontology annotation, cellular component: plasma membrane; cytoplasm; cortical actin cytoskeleton. The record is from RefSeq and is a predicted model, not a curated record.
CGGCAGCCGGGCGCAAGAUGAUGAAGUUUCGGUUCCGGCGGCAAGGCGCCGACCCGCAGCGAGAGAAGCUCAAACAGGAGCUCUUCGCCUUCAACAAGACUGUGGAGCAUGGCUUCCCUAACCAGCCCAGCGCCCUGGCCUUCGACCCUGAACUUCGCAUCAUGGCCAUUGGCACCAGGUCUGGGGCUGUCAAGAUCUACGGUGCACCUGGCGUGGAAUUUACAGGCCUGCACCGGGACACAGCCACUGUCACCCAGAUGCACUUCCUGCCUGGCCAGGGCCGCCUCUUGACCCUGCUCGAUGACAGCAGCCUGCAUCUCUGGGAGAUUGUCCACCAUAAUGGCUGUGCCCACUUGGAGGAGGCACUCAGCUUUCAGCCGCCCAGCCGGCCCAGCUUUGAGAAUGUCAGCACCACAGCCAGCCUCACUCGUGUCACAGUGGUCCUAUUGGUGGCUGUUGGCAACACAGCAGCCUUGGGAACUGAAGGCAGCAGCAUCUUCUUCCUGGAUGUCACCACCUUGACGCUGCUCGAAGGGCAGACUCUCAGUGCAGACGAGGUGCUGCGCAGUGUGCCAGAUGAUUACCGGUGCGGGAAGGCCCUGGGCCCUGUGGAGUCACUCCAGGGACACCUACGGGACCCCACCAAGAUCCUCAUUGGCUACAGCAGGGGCCUGCUGGUCAUCUGGAACCAGGCUGCGCGGUGUGUGGAACAUGUCUUCCUGGGGAACCAGCAACUGGAGAGCCUGUGUUGGGGGCGUGGUGGUGAAACCAUCAUCAGCUCACACAGUGAUGGCAGCUACGCUGUCUGGUCUACAGACACUGGCAGCCGGCUGACAAUGCAGCCCACAGUAGCUACCACGCCCUAUGGUGGUGGACCUUCCCCUGGAGAGAGGCAGGAGGCAACUUUCAGGAAGAUCAGGAAUGGGAGGUCUGAUGCGGUCUUCCCCCCAGGUCCCUUUCCAUGCAAAGCCAUCAACAAGAUUCUGUGGCGGAACUGUGAAUCAGGGGGCCACUUUAUCAUCUUCAGUGGUGGCAUGCCCCGUGCCAGCUACGGUGACCGCCACUGUGUGAGUGUGCUUCGAGCUGAGACUCUGGUGACUCUAGACUUUACCUCACGCAUCAUUGACUUCUUCACGGUGCAUAGCACGAGGCCUGAGGAUGAAUUUGAUGACCCCCAGGCCUUGGCUGUGCUGCUGGAAGAGGAGCUGGUGGUGCUGGACCUGAAGACCCCUGGCUGGCCGGCCAUGCCUGCCCCCUACCUGGCCCCACUGCACUCAUCCGCCAUCACUUGCUCUGCCCAUGUUGCCAAUGUUCCCAGCAAGCUGUGGGCCCGCAUUGUGAGUGCUGGUGAGAAGCAGAGCCCCCAGUCUGCCUCUAGUGCCUCGAGUUGGCCCAUCACUGGGGGCCGGAACCUGGCCCAGGAGCCAUCUCAGCGAGGGCUUCUGCUGACUGGCCAUGAGGAUGGCACCGUGCGGUUCUGGGAUGCCUCUGGUGUGGCGCUUCGGCCACUCUACAAGCUGAGCACAGCUGGCCUCUUCCAAAUGGACUGUGAACAUGCUGACAGCUUGGGCCAGGCUGCUGAGGAUGACUGGCCACCCUUCCGCAAGGUGGGCUGCUUUGACCCCUAUAGUGAUGAUCCCCGGCUCGGUGUGCAGAAGGUUGUACUCUGCAAGUACACAGCCCAGAUGGUGGUGGCUGGCACUGCAGGCCAGGUGCUGGUGCUGGAGCUCAGUGACAUGCCAGCAGAGCAGGCCAUCAGUGUGGCCAGUGUGGACCUCCUCCAGGACCGCGAGGGCUUCACGUGGAAGGGCCACGAGCGACUGAGCCCACGCAUGGGGCCACUGCCUUGGCCUGCUGGCUUCCAGCCCCGGGUGCUGGUGCAGUGCCUGCCGCCUGCUGCUGUCACAGCUGUCACACUCCAUGCUGAGUGGAGCCUUGUGGCCUUUGGCACUAGUCAUGGCUUCGGCCUCUUUGACUACCAGCGCAAGAGCCCAGUGCUAGCCAGGUGCACCCUUCACCCUAACGACUCUCUGGCUAUGGAGGGGCCGCUAUCCCGGGUGAAGUCCCUCAAGAAAUCACUGCGACAGUCUUUCCGGCGUAUUCGCAAGAGCCGUGUUUCAGGCAAGAAGCGGGCUGCUAAUGCUAACAGCAAGCUGCUGGAGGCCAACGCACAGCUGGCAGAGCAGCCCUGCCCUCAUGACGUGGAGAUGACACCUGUGCAGCGCCGCAUUGAGCCCCGCUCUGCUGAUGACUCCCUCUCUGGUGUCGUGCGUUGCCUCUACUUUGCUGACACAUUUCUUCGAGAUGCGGCUCACCAUGGGCCCACCAUGUGGGCAGGCACCAACUCAGGCUCUGUGUUUGCCUAUGCACUGGAGGUGCCAGCAGCUGUGGCAAGUGGUGAGAAGCGGCCAGAGCAGGCAGUGGAGGCUGUUCUGGGCAAGGAGGUGCAGUUGAUGCACCGGGCACCUGUGGUAGCCAUCGCUGUGUUGGAUGGGCGUGGCCGCCCAUUGCCUGAGCCCUAUGAGGCCUCUCGGGACCUGGCGCAGGCACCUGACAUGCAGGGUGGGCAUGCCGUUCUCAUUGCAUCUGAGGAGCAGUUUAAGGUGUUCACACUACCCAAAGUGAGCGCCAAGACCAAGUUCAAGCUGACGGCCCAUGAGGGCUGUCGUGUGCGCAAAGUGGCCCUGGCCACGUUUGCUAGUGUGGCAUGUGAGGACUAUGCUGAGACCUGCCUGGCCUGCCUCACCAACCUUGGCGACGUCCACGUCUUCUCAGUGCCUGGCCUGCGGCCUCAGGUGCACUACUCCUGCAUCCGGAAGGAGGAUAUUAGUGGCAUUGCUUCCUGUGUCUUCACACGCCAUGGCCAGGGCUUUUACCUAAUUUCCCCAUCAGAAUUUGAGCGCUUCUCCCUGAGUGCCCGCAACAUCACAGAGCCACUUUGCUCUCUGGACAUUAGCUGGCCCCAUGAUGCCACCCGAUCCAGGCUCCAAGAGUCACCCAAGCUGAGCCAGGCUAAUGGGACCCCAAGCAUCAUCCUGGCUCCACAGAGCUGUGAUGGAAGCCCUGAUCCUGCCCACAGCAAGGGAGCUGACACCCCAGAGCCACCUGAGGCUACACUCUCACCCAUGUCCAUUGACUCAGCCACCAGUGGCGACACCACGCUGGACACAACAGGGGACGUCACGGUGGAAGACGUGAAGGAUUUCCUGGGUUCUUCUGAGGAAUCUGAGAAGAAUCUGAGGAACCUUGUGGAAGACGAGGCCCUUGACUGUGCCAUCCUGAUCAAAUGAAGUGCUUCAGGAGUAGGGUCCUUACUAUUCAGCAGCAGCAACCCCUUAGGCCUCCUAUCUGGGUCCCCAGAACCUCCACCUAUCCUGGGCUUAUCCUUGGUAGACCCCAUAAGUGGUGUUGCUUGCUGAAGCAUGGCUGCCUUUUUGGGAACUCAUAGCAACAUGAUUUUCAGUUAAGUGCUAGAAAAGGCAGCCAUCAGCUCUUGGAGGUCUUGGCUGUGUGUGAAACAGGCCAGCUUUGACCACGUAGAGGUGCAGGGGCUCAGGGCCGGUUUGGCCACCCAAUUUCCCAUAAGAGGUCUGAGGCACACAAGACUGGUUGGGUCCUGUGGGUUGAGCCAGCACACUGAGCCUGGCCAGAGGUUCACUUGCCUCCUAGUGUAGACCCACCCUGGCUCAAGCCUGAGGAACUUGACCCACUUGCUACCUAGUGCCUGCCACCCUGCACCAGGCCCAAAUGCUGCCUGUUCCUAGGAAUACCACUGGCCUUAGAAGGCCAUGUGUGGCCAGCACUUGGACACUUGCUAGGGUCCCAGCAAGCCCAUCUCAGGCUGUUCCUGAAAGGCCCUGUCUGGCCUGGAUAGGAGCCUGAGGGGGGGCACUUGUUUGGUCUGGUCCACCUGCUGGGCUGCCAUGGACAGGCCUGCCAUCCCAAGCCUCCCCCACUCUCUGCUGACCUGUCUCCCUCUACCAGGAAGGCCAGCACUAUCCUGGUCACUGCUUGGCUGGGGUCCUGGAUCUCUGGCUCCUGCCUUGGCCUCUUAACAUAGACCCACUAUACCUGCUAAUCUGUGGGAUCCACGGAACCUGCCAUUCUGUCCCCACGAACACUGAGCUCUGGAGCCACCUCUGCUCAGGGUUAGGGUGUUGGGCUUGGCCAGAACUCUUGGCUGAGGCUGUCAGCCCCAUGGCCAGCCAGGCCACCUUCCACUCCACACUGCCCCCUCCCUUCCCUUUGCAAAGAGUAUUUUUCUAAUGCCUAGGCUGGGCUGGACAGUCAUUUCUAAAACUAUUUUGGUACUUGCUCCUGGGCCAGCUCCCCAGCCUGAGUGUGUGUGUGUGUGUGUGACUGGAAGCUCUGCUGAGCACCCACAGCUGG